AUGGCAGGAAAAAAACGUCCAGCGACUCCUUUGCCGCCAAACUUAGGCUUCAAAGCCUCCGCGUCCUUUUUGAUGGCUCGAGGAAAUGGGCCUUCACAAGCUACCCGUGGCAAACCAGUUGCCAUGAACGAAGAGGCACACAUGGAGUUUGUACCUGUGUAUAUACACACAGCCAAGUGUGAUAUCUGCGAAAAACGAAACGAUUCGGUUCUCCAGCGCUGCGUGACAUGCACUUCUCAGUUCUGUUAUGGGUGCAUGCUGGGUGGUGAUGGAGUCCACGUCAAGAGCAAUGAUAUGGACUGGACAGACUAUGGUGCCCAGGCAAAUUCCACCUUCAAGGCGCAGAAUAAAGCGCAAGAACAAAUCGCCAACCUCGUCGCCAACCACGUCGCCAACCACAAGCCUGGAAGCGCUGCUCAACCAAGAUUGACUUCAGCCUCGGACAUCCCGUCAUGCAGGACCCACCACAGAGAACUCAAGGAUGCCCACAAGGGAACAAAGGAGGCCUUUGUUGCGGAUGAGAUUCCGGCCAAGGCAGCACCCGCGCCCAAGAGGCAAAAGACUGCAGCCACAUAUCAACAACCAAACCAAGGGAAGCCAGCACCUGCGGCCAAGAAAAACACCAGAGUGGAAAAUGCCAAAAAGAAUCGCACUGAAGCACAGUUCCCCUUGAUUAUCCCCAGUCACAAGGACGAUUAUGGACCGAGGUUCCAGAGAUUUAUUUCCAACCUUCAAGAGGCGAAUGACAACGACGCAACGGAGGCGGAAUGGACCUCUAGUGACAACGAGGACCACGAUCCUAGGAGGAUCUCAGACUUCUUCCCUGGUCCUUACGGCAUAAUUGGCAAGAAGUUCAACUCAAAGAGACCACUCCCAAACCCCUGGGCCAACGAGAUCAAAGAGAACAAAAAAGACAUCACAGCGGAGAUAUCUCUUAUCGACCGCCACUUGGAUCUUCUCAAUGACAAGAAAAGGCUGGCUCUGGUGAGAAAGACGAACAUUGACGAAGUCCUGGAUGCUGCCUGUAUCUUGAUGACCAUGCGAACCGAUGCAAGGGGCUUCCCCGAUGAAAACGAAACCUCGGCACCUGUAAGCAAAUCCCUGGCAAAAGAACUCAAAAACGGCGAAGCUCUGAACAAUGCCCAUACCUUCAUGAGCAUGCGGGCCGAUGUGAGGGGAAUUCCUGCUGAUACGGAGUAUGCUUCCAAGGGCACUCAGGCAGACACGAGGCUCCCUUUUCGGGACAGCCUGGCAAGAGUAUUCGAAAGUGAUGAAGCUGUAGGCGCUUCUACCUCAACGGGCAAGCAAACUUACGACAGGCCCUAUCUUGCUGAGAGGACAACUCAGCUCACUGAAACCCAGAGGUCGGCCUUGGAGAAGGAACGCAAGGUUGAUGCAGUCGUGGAGGCUGCGUAUUAUUCCCUGAUGCGUGAGGGGCGGUCCUCCAAAUAAG
Pseudogymnoascus verrucosus is the source of this 1453-nucleotide messenger RNA. RefSeq lists its product as uncharacterized. The coding region runs from base 1 to 1452 and encodes 483 amino acids. The transcript has a single exon. The record is from RefSeq and is a predicted model, not a curated record. Lineage: Eukaryota; Fungi; Ascomycota; Leotiomycetes; Thelebolales; Thelebolaceae.